Molecule: messenger RNA, 390 nt
Organism: Pistacia vera
Lineage: Eukaryota; Viridiplantae; Streptophyta; Magnoliopsida; Sapindales; Anacardiaceae
Product: glycine-rich protein 23-like
Exons: 3
Coding region: 1-390 (129 amino acids)
Source: RefSeq, a predicted model, not a curated record
AUGAAAAUAGGCAAAGUUGGGAGGCACCGCCACCACCCAAAUGCACCAAAAGGACAGAUUCUCAGAGAAAAUGGUGGUGAUGGAGAUGAAUUUGAUGGUGGAGGAGGAAUUGUCGGUGGAUUGGCCACUGGUGGUGGUGGAGGGGAAUUUGUUAGUAGAGGUGAACUCCUUGGUGGAUUAGAUACUGGCGAUGGUGGUGGUCUAGAUGAACUGGUUGGUGGAUUAGAAACAGGUGGAGAUGAUGGUGGUGAUGUAGAAGGUGAGGAGGUUGUAGGAGGUGGAGAAGAUGGAUGUGAUGAUGGGGGUGGACUGGUGUUAGAUGGUGGUGCACGGAGGGUGAUAGAGGUGGCACAGCAGUGGGAGAUGAAUUUGGAGGUGCCACGACAGUAA